GUGAUGAAUCCCUAAAUACAGAAGAAAGAGAAAGUCCUUAGAGAGAGAAACUUCUUCUUCUACAACAAUCUCGAAAAAUUCACAAAACGAGAGAGAGAGAGAGAGAUUCAAACAAACGAAUCAACAGGUGAGAAAUUCGAAAUCUUUGCGAGCUGGUCUCGCCCAGAAUCUCGAUUUCUCCACCUUCUCUCUUCUUCAUCCUCCAAAUCCCUAAAAAAGGUUCAAACUUUCUUCAUCAAUGGCGGAGAAAAUCACAAGAGAAACGUCUUUACCUAAAGAGAGAAGCAGCCCACAAGCUCUAAUUCUCGGGAGAUACGAAAUGGGUAAGCUUCUCGGCCAUGGAACUUUCGCUAAGGUUUAUCUCGCACGUAACGUGAAAUCAGGAGAAAGCGUAGCAAUCAAAGUAAUCGACAAAGAGAAAGUUCUCAAAGGAGGUUUAAUCGCACACAUCAAACGCGAGAUCUCGAUUCUCCGACGUGUUCGUCACCCAAACAUUGUUCAGCUAUUCGAAGUCAUGGCGACGAAAGCGAAGAUCUAUUUCGUGAUGGAAUAUGUUCGUGGAGGUGAGUUGUUCAAUAAGGUAGCUAAAGGUCGUCUUAAAGAAGAAGUAGCUCGGAAAUAUUUCCAGCAAUUGAUCUCUGCUGUUACUUUCUGUCACGCGAGAGGUGUUUAUCAUAGAGAUCUGAAACCUGAGAAUCUUUUGCUUGAUGAGAAUGGUAAUCUUAAAGUCUCUGACUUUGGACUUAGUGCUGUCUCUGAUCAGAUUCGUCAAGAUGGGCUUUUUCAUACGUUUUGUGGUACUCCUGCUUAUGUUGCUCCUGAGGUUUUAGCGAGGAAAGGUUAUGAUGCUGCUAAAGUUGAUAUUUGGUCUUGUGGUGUUAUCUUGUUUGUGUUGAUGGCUGGUUAUUUACCUUUUCAUGAUCGGAAUGUUAUGGCUAUGUAUAAGAAGAUUUACAGAGGGGAAUUUAGGUGUCCUAGGUGGUUUUCUGCUGAGCUUACGAGGUUGUUGUCGAAGCUUUUGGAGACGAAUCCGGAGAAACGGUUUACUUUCCCUGAGAUUAUGGAGAAUUCUUGGUUUAAGAAAGGGUUUAAGCAUAUUAAGUUUUAUGUGGAGGAUGAUAAGUUAUGUAAUGUUGUUGAUGAUAAUGAGUUGGAGUCUGAAUCGGAUAGAGAUUCCGCGGUUUCUGAAUCAGAGAUUGAGUAUUUGGAGCCUAGAAGGAGAGUAGGGGGGUUGCCUAGACCUGCGAGUUUGAAUGCUUUCGAUAUCAUAUCGUUUUCGCAAGGAUUUGAUUUAUCGGGGUUGUUUGAUGACGAUGGUGAAGGUUCUAGGUUUGUUUCGGGAGCUCCGGUUUCGAAGAUUAUAUCGAAGUUGGAAGAGAUUGCUAAAGUUGUGAGCUUUACCGUGAGGAAGAAGGAUUGUAGGGUAAGUCUCGAAGGUUCAAGACAAGGAGUGAAAGGUCCAUUGACGAUUGCGGCUGAGAUAUUCGAAUUGACACCAUCGUUGGUUGUUGUUGAAGUCAAGAAGAAAGGAGGAGAUAAAACAGAGUAUGAAGAGUUUUGUAACAACGAAUUGAAACCCAAGUUACAAAAUUUGACAGCUGAUGAUGUAGUAGCUGAGCCUGUAAUGGUUUCUGCGGUUGAUGAAACUGAAACCGCGAUCGCGAAUUCUCCACCCGUUUGUUUCUUGCCUUCUGACACUGAAUAGAAGACUUGAAAGACUACAAAGCCAGAGAUCAUGAGGGUAUGUAUACGUUUUGAUUCUCCUUCAUAUUGUUCUUAUGGGAGUUUUGGGUUUUGUAAUCUGAAUUGAAAAACAAAAAGCUGCUUAGGGUUGGUGAGAUUUAGAAUCGAAUUAUGUAACACUAUGUUUCUGUUGGAGAGAGUUGUUAGAGAAAUUGAGUUAUGUUUUUUACUAACCUUUGAGCAGUUUUUUUUUGUAAUGGGAGAAUUGUAAACAGUUUCACAUAAUCAGAUCUUUGAUAUGUAUAAAAACAAUGAAAUAAAUAAAAGAAAGUUCAUUUCUUCUUCUAAAAAAAA
Messenger RNA from Arabidopsis lyrata subsp. lyrata, 2037 nucleotides. RefSeq names its product CBL-interacting serine/threonine-protein kinase 12. The record is from RefSeq and is a predicted model, not a curated record. The transcript has a single exon. Gene Ontology annotation, molecular function: ATP binding; protein kinase activity. Gene Ontology annotation, biological process: signal transduction; protein phosphorylation. Lineage: Eukaryota; Viridiplantae; Streptophyta; Magnoliopsida; Brassicales; Brassicaceae. Bases 239 to 1705 code for a protein of 488 amino acids.